Molecule: messenger RNA, 435 nt
Organism: Talaromyces rugulosus
Lineage: Eukaryota; Fungi; Ascomycota; Eurotiomycetes; Eurotiales; Trichocomaceae
Exons: 2
Coding region: 1-435 (144 amino acids)
Source: RefSeq, a predicted model, not a curated record
AUGGUCAAAAGAUGUGGUGUAAAAGAUACGAUCAAGAAGAUGGUCAAGAGGAUGGAAAAGAUGGAAAAGGUGGUCAAGAAGAUGGAAAAGGUGGAAAAGAUGGUCAAAAAGAUGGUCAAAAAGAUGGUCAAAAAGAUGGUCAAAAAGAUGGUCAAAAAGAUGGUCAAAAAGAUGGUCAAAAAGAUGGUCAAAAAGAUGGUCAAAAAGAUGGUCAAAAAGAUGGUCAAAAAGAUGGUCAAAAAGAUGGUCGAAAAGAUGGAAAAUAUGGAAGGUGGAAAAGAUGGUCAAGAAGAUGGAAAAGAUGGAAAAGGUGGUCAAAAGAUGCAGCUCAAAACGCCUGCAAUGCAUCUAUCUACAACGUCGGGCCCCAGUCCAGUACGAAACAACACCGCACGUAGCAUCCCCAAAGCUCCUGACGAAUGCAAACCGUGGUGA